GACCCGCAGUGUUUACUACGCAGCAGCGCGCAAGCGCAAUCGGCCUGCUGAACUGGCGGUGUGAAGUUUCACACCCAAGGAGGAUGAAAGAACAUGUCUCAUGUGGACGAAGCAGCCCGCCGGCUGUCCAAAAGUGGGACAGCCCUCUAUGCAGUGCUAGAGCUUAAGAAGGGUGCCUCACCUGAAGACAUCAAGAAGUCCUACAGGAAACUGGCCUUGCAGUAUCAUCCGGACAAGAAUCCAGGGAACCCUCAAGCUGCAGAAAUCUUCAAAGAAAUCAAUACAGCCCAUGCUAUACUGAGUGACCCUAAGAAGCGGAAAAUCUAUGACCAACACGGCUCAUUUGGAAUAUACCUUUAUGAUCACUUUGGCGAAGAUGGAGUCCGAUACUAUUUUAUAGUCAAUAGUUGCUGGUUCAAGACCCUCGUCCUCCUGUGCUUGCUGCUCACUUGCUGCUGCUGCUGCUGCUGCUGCUGCUUCUGCUGUGGAAACCUCAAACCUCCACCGGAGGAGACGAACGAGAACAAUCAAAAGAACAUCCGGACACAGCCUUCACGUUCAGGGAAAGAACAUCAUUUUGGAACAGAUGAAGACAGUGACGAUCGUUAAUAACAGUAGGGAGAACAGUGAGUUACCAACUUCUGCCAUUAGGUGCUGGCCAGUGAGGGUGCCCUCUUCUGCCCAGUUCACUGAACACAUUGAAGAGAGGAGCACGCAGCCCUGUCCUGACCUUGACUCUAACCUGAUUCCUCUUCUUACAAGAAUCCCUACUUCAGAAGUGUUGAUGCUGACCAUCCCAGGAAGGACGCCAUCCCUGCCCGAGCCGGGCCUUACGCGGUCUCCUAGCUGCCGUCUCUAGUUCGAGUCCCAUUUUAACUGCUGUCAGAGAGCGUUACUCCCAACCCUGCCUGUUUGAGACCUCAGGCAGUGAUGGCGUACUUUUCCCAAGGGUCCCUCUUCUUGUGCCUGACUUGGCAUCUGAGUCAAUGUCAGGUAGGUGUCUGGGUCACCUGCAGUGCCUCCACCGAGAUCGUCGUCAUGGCGGAGGCAGAUCCUCCUCUGGGAACUUCUACAUCAGUCAGUCCUCCUUGGGUACAACACUGGGUACCAAGAACUCCCGGCAUCAGCUGCAUUCCUAAACCAGUACACCUUUCCGAGGCCAGUCUCACCUUCUUCUGUGCCACUCCACCACGAGCCGAUUUGGGAAAUGAGGCCUUUAAGUCUUGUGAUAGCCACCCCACCCGGACCCUCCCAUGUUAGCCUUGGUCCUGUGGGCUGACUACAGUCCACGCAUCAGUGUCCGCUGGUCUCCAUCCUGACCACACCUACCCAGGCUGAGCACUGUACAGCGUGUCCUUAAAACCGGGGCGUGAAAUGUGACAGGAGGAGGACUGUGCCCUGCAGACCCCUUCCCCGCUCUCACGUCUUCAUGCUGCCUGCUGGGAUCCUGCCCACGCCAUUUAUUUCUCAUCCGCUCAGGAGCAGAGCGUAGGGAUGCCUCCAACUUCUCUUCCCUCACUGGAGAAAGGCCAAGGAAUGUCAGUAAAUAAAACAGAUUUUGUGCUAUUUCAGUGCAUGGCUUGGGCCCAGAAAAGACAAAUUGUGCCUGGGGUAGAAGGAAAAGACCAACAAGAGGAACAGACAAAAGUCCAGGGCUCACGUCUGGGACCAGCCUGACCUCGAGAGGAGAGUCCAACAACUGUGGAGCUGGGGCUAAAGCUUUCCAGAGCCUGGUGACCGUGACUUUGUCAGAGCUCUAAGAUUUCUCUGGAGACUGACUCCCUGGUGCCCAAAAUAGACCCCUGGCAUUCAGAUCCUUUCUGCCCAGCUCAGCUUCUCCCAAUUUCCAAAAAAAAUUAAAGACC
Molecule: messenger RNA, 1865 nt
Organism: Fukomys damarensis (Damara mole-rat)
Lineage: Eukaryota; Metazoa; Chordata; Mammalia; Rodentia; Bathyergidae
Gene: Dnajc5g
Product: DnaJ heat shock protein family (Hsp40) member C5 gamma
Exons: 6
Coding region: 94-609 (171 amino acids)
Source: RefSeq, a predicted model, not a curated record